UCCAAAGCAAUGUAGUGUGCCAAUUCAACGUGACGGCGAAAGGAGUGAAAGUUUAGCGACUUGUCAAAAUCUUUGUCAAAUGUCGGUUUUUAAAUUCAUGUGCGGAUUUAUAUCAUUCAACUAAUGGAUAUAUUAUAAAGUUGGACAGCGAAAACGCUGAAAAUGCCUCUGAAACAGAUGCAUCAUAAUGGGAUAACGAUUGCGAAGCCGAAUGAAUUUGAAAAUCAAUUUCGGCCUCCAAUCAUCUCCCAUCUCCCUCCUCUCAGCGCAAGGGAGCCUGCAUAUAGUGAAAAGCCUAAAAUAUUAGAGCGAGGGUCUUACACACAAGCAGCUCCGAUAAAGGAGAAGAAACACUUCCGGAAAGUGAGUGACUCUAUCGGCAACAAUUACAGUCCGGAGGCACGGCACCUCACAACUUCCUUUAUCUACGAGACAACAAAGUUUGAUUACACGACUGAGGAGAAUUUCUUCCUGUCCCUGAAGACGAGAAUCACGUCCCCUAGUGAAAUACGUCGCCUGGCAACCCUUGCGACCCCACGCACUGUAACCAAUGGCUACUUUGAUACAAGUAAACAGAACGCUGACUUCUUGAGACAUUCAGCGAAUUAUAGAACACUGUCCCACCGAGCUCAAAAUGGUGCUAUCCCAGAAAACGGGUUUCAGACUGUGCUGCCACCUAUCACCGGGCACAACGGUCAGAGUGACACGGACUACAGCAGCUACGCCAAUGGAACCCUGUCACAGAGUUACACAGGAAGUUCCCACCACCACACCAGCAGUUCAGGCGGGGCUGGCGAGACGACCAGGUUCAGCUCGGUCAGUGUCGACGACAGCGUGGACAGUGGCCGCCCUUCUUCACCGCCAUUUAUACACGACAUGCCUGUACUUCAGGAAGAUCAGUCACAAGAAGAGUCUGAUGAGGAUGCUGACUCUGGUGGUGUAGACGAUGACGAAUUACGCUUGUCAACAGGAUAUGAUGACAUGACUUUGUCAGUUCUUAAGGUCGUCUUCCCUCCCUUUUACUUCUCCACACAUGGGCUGUCACGCCCCUGCACUCCGACAGAGGAGGACAAACCAAGGUAUUACCAGUUGGUGGAAAAGGCGAUCGACUCCUACAUGAUCUCACCGGUACAGAAGGAGACAAUCCAGGGUAUCUACAACUUUGUCCCCAAGGACCUACGUACGUCAGUACCAGCAGCCUGUAAACACUUCCUCAAGGAGAUGGAUGAGGACAGAAAGUAUGCCAUAAAGAAAGCCAUCCUGGAUUAUAUUCUCCUCGAUCCUAAGGAACAGGAGAGACUUGGUGUCUGGAUGCCGGAGAAACCAUCUAACUCUGCUGGCAGAGAGGUGUUUCCCUGGCAUCAGACAGUCCUAGAACGGCGAGAUUUUAUGACGAAAGACCUGUACAUUACCCAUCCCAUAAUGUACACCAUCCUCUUCCAUUUUGAGUCAAAAUAUGGCCAGUUCAGACUGAUUGAUCUGCCAGGACUCCGGCAGAUAAUGCCUAUUACAAUGGAAACAUUUUUAAAGCAUGUACAGAACUCGAGUCAGGCAGGGUCCGAGAUGUUACGUAAAGUGUGGCUACAGGAAUGCUGUGAUCUGGUGGACAGUCGUCGGGACGAGGUUGAGAGAUGGAUGCCUCACGAUGAUCCAAAACUACGGAUGGUGAAGAUGGAACACUUCUUUGCAUGUGUUUCUUCUCUGAUGUCGAAUUUGCUUAGGAGCUGUGUGAAAAAGUCUAUCCUUGACCUUGUUGAACUUGUGGAGGAGUAUUACGAAGGCAACAAGUACAAGGGUGUGUACAACAUCAUGGAAGGCCUCGCCCUGCCGCUGAAAAUGCACCCCGUCAAGUUCUUUAUGGAAGAAGACGAGCCCAAGGCUAGUCUGAAGUUCAAACCUCCGAUCCCCGACAUCUGUGACUUUUUCUGUCUCAUCAUCGACCUAAUGGUGACCUCUGUCCAGAACCUUCCCUGUAUCAAUGGCCUGCUAUUCCAGACGUACGAGGAUGCUGAAGCUCAAACCAUCUCCACUGUUUUAAUUGAGGAGGAGCUAGUUGCGACUUCAAAGGAGAGGAUCCGAACAGUUAUCAAGGCCAAUGAGUUCGGACCGACAAGCUACAAGGCAGUGUACCAACCCUACAAGCACCUGCUCUCUGUGGAAAUGGUUCAGAAAAUACAGAAGUUUGUAAGCCGAGAGCGACCCCUCAGAGAAUAUGUCAAAGAGAUUGAGGUCUUGAAGAAGAUGGCCUCGGAGAUUGGAUCCCUUCCUGUGUUCAUACCUAUGCAUUUCUUCUUACUGGACUGUAACCACAUCAAUAAGUGGCUGAUUGACCGCGCCCGUCACCUGAUAGAGAUUCUGGUGACCAAUAUCAUGGACACGAGUCACAAGUUUAACCGCGGCAUCUGUAAACAGUAUGACACGAUCGUAAAAAGUGUGGCCAAGCACGCGGAGAACACUGAACAACUUGUCAAGCUCAAGAACUACGUUGACAGUCUCAAGUGUGGAGAGCUCCUGGAGCUCAAGGACAAACAGGAGGUAGCCGCUGGAAACCUGAUGUUUCUAUUAGAGUACACCUAUCUCCCAAAGGAUGACAUCAUCCUCAACAAUAGCACCUUCUCCUGGGCCGACCGCAUCGUCCCCAUCAUCACCAACACUGAAAACAAACUCCAACGUGAACACGACAUUUAUUGUCAGAAGUUACGAGACAAAAAGAAAAAUUUCCAGAACCAGCUUGAUGAGACUGCCAAGCAGGUGGCGAGUUUUGCUCACCGAGACCGAAUGGCGGAGGCGGAGAACUACGUGCAGGACCUGCGUGAUAUAGAACAGCGACUGGAUGGAUUCCUGGAGGAGAAAGCGAAGAUUAACCGCGAGGAACAGCUGCUAGAACUGGAGACUGUGACACCAUACAACCAGAUCCAGGACAUCAUGUUGGCCCGCGAGCCAUACGAGAAGCUCUGGAACACUGCCGUCACCUUCCACAAGGAACACGAUAAGUGGAUGAAUGGGCCUCUCCUUGAGGUCAACGCUGAGGUCGUAGAGGAAGAGGUACAAACACUGUGGAGAACUGCCUACAAACUCACCAAGCAGUUUGCUCACCCAGAUUUCAAGGGACCGAUGAGGGCAUCGAUCUCUAUCAAAUCAAAACUUGAAAAGUUUAAAAUCAACAUGCCGCUGAUCAAUGCCCUCUGUAAUCCUGGUAUCAAGAAACGUCACUGGGACAUGAUGAAUGAGAAGGUUGGGUUUAACAUGGCACCGUCGGAGGAAACGCCCCUCAUUGAGGUCCUACAGAUGGAGCUGGAUAAAUACCUUGAUGUUCUAAUGGAAAUCAGCUCUCAGGCCAGCAAAGAGUUUGCCCUCGAAAAGGCUCUGACCAAGAUGAAGGAUGAUUGGGAGAAUAUGCAUUUCGGCUUUGUCCCGUACAAAGAUACGGGAAUCAACAUUCUUUCUGCACCAGACGAAAUACAGGUUCUCCUUGACGAUCACAUCGUCAAGACAACAACCAUGAAAGGAUCCCCAUUCAUAGGUCCGUUUGAGACACAGAUCAAUGAAUGGGACAUCCUCCUUCAUCGUAUGAAAGACAUCCUAGACUCUUGGCUGAAGGUACAAUCUGCCUGGUUGUACCUAGAGCCAAUCUUUGGUUCACAGGACAUAAGGAACCAGAUCCCGGUAGAGGGCAAACUUUUUGAGGAGGUAGAUGGACACUGGAAAAGUAUCAUGGAGCAUGCCGUACAGAACACCAAAGCCCUCGUGGUGUGCUCACAAGAUCAGAUGCUGGAAAACUUACAGAAGUCUGAGGCUAUGUUAGAUGAUAUCCAGAGGGGACUGAAUGAUUACUUGGAAAAGAAGAGACUGUUCUUCCCAAGGUUUUUCUUCCUGUCCAAUGAUGAACUAUUGGAGAUUCUGUCCGAGACCAAAGAUCCCCUGAGGGUACAGCCUCAUCUAAAGAAGUGCUUUGAGGGCAUCGCCCAGCUCAGCUUCGAUCCCAACAAGGUCAUCACUGCCAUGGAAUCUGCAGAGAAAGAGAUUGUGACAUUUUCAAAGACCAUCAUCCCUGCCGAUGCUUGUGGCCUUGUGGAGCGAUGGCUGUUACAGGUUGAGGAAGUGAUGAAGCUCAGUCUUAGGGAGGUAUGCAUCAAGGCUGUGAAAGCAUACCCAAAUAACCCGCGGCGCGAGUGGGUACUACAGUGGCCCGGACAGGUAGUACUGGCCGCCAGUCAGAUCCACUGGACCUCAGAAGUCACACAGGCUAUCAACAGUAACUACCUUGGGCCAUACCUGGCUAAAAGUAAUAAACAGAUAGACGAGGUGGUACAGAUGGUACGAGGCUCCUUAACAAAGAUGGCCAGGAUCACACUGGAGGCUCUCAUCGUCAUAGAUGUACACGCCCGAGAUGUAAUAGCGAACCUAGCCAAGAUAGAGAUGAGCAGUCCUGUAGACUUCUCCUGGAUCAGUCAGCUGCGCUACUACUUUGAGGACGAGUCUGUGAUGGUGAAAAUGAUCACCACGACUGUAGCUUAUGCUUACGAGUACCUGGGUAACACUGGGCGUCUAGUCAUCACCCCACUCACGGACAGGUGUUACAGAACCCUAAUGGGAGCUUUACUGUUAAAUCUGGGAGGAGCUCCAGAGGGACCAGCUGGAACCGGCAAAACUGAGACAUCCAAAGAUCUAGCCAAGGCUGUCGCUAAACAGUGUGUGGUUUUUAACUGCUCUGACGGCCUCGACUACAAGGCCAUGGGCAAGUUCUUCAAGGGCCUGGCCCAGUCCGGAGCGUGGGCAUGUUUUGAUGAGUUCAACAGGAUAGAACUUGAGGUAUUGUCUGUUAUUGCCCAGCAAGUCCAAACGAUACAGAGAGCCAUCGCCGAGCAGGUCAAGAUGUUUAUGUUUGAGGGUACCAACAUUUCUAUCGAUCCUACAUGUACAAUAUUUAUCACAAUGAACCCUGGGUACGCAGGGCGAGCGGAACUGCCGGACAAUUUGAAAGUGUUGUUUCGUACUGUUGCUAUGAUGGUACCGGACUAUGCCAUGAUUGCUGAAAUAUCACUCUAUUCCAUGGGAUUUGUGGACGCCCGCAGCAUGUCAACCAAAAUCGUGGCAACGUAUAGACUGUGUUCUGAGCUUUUGUCGUCACAGCAUCACUAUGACUACGGUAUGCGUGCUGUAAAGUCUGUGUUGACAGCCGCUGGAAGUCUGAAACUGAAAUACCCAGAGCAGCGGGAAGAUGUGUUGGUGCUGAAAUCAAUCAAUGACAUUAAUCUCCCUAAGUUUUUAUCCCAAGACAUCCCCCUAUUUGAGGGAAUCAUAUCCGACUUGUUCCCAGGAAUAGAGUUACCAGCCAUGGACUACGGUGACUUACAGCAGGCUCUCAUAGAAAACCUCAAGAAAAGUAAACUCCAGGCCGUGCCAUGGUACCUAGAUAAGAUCAUACAGAUAUAUGACAUGAUCCUGGUUCGACACGGCCUGAUGAUCGUCGGGGAUCCUCUGGGAGGGAAAACCAGCGCCUUCAAGGCCCUCGCCGCAACUCUGGGUGAUCUCUGUAAGAGUGGCAAGAUGGAUGAAAAUAAGGUCCAGUUUAGAAUUAUCAACCCAAAGGCCAUAACGAUGGGUCAGUUAUAUGGACGAUUUGACCCUGUAUCUCACGAAUGGUUUGAUGGUGUACUGGCCAAUACAUUCCGUGAGCAUGCGUCAAGCACAUCAGACUACAGGAAGUGGAUUGUCUUUGAUGGACCUGUGGACGCAGUGUGGAUAGAAAACAUGAACACAGUCCUUGAUGACAACAAGAAGCUGUGUCUGAUGAGUGGAGAAAUCAUACAGAUGAGUAACAAACAGAACAUGAUCUUUGAGCCACAGGAUCUGGAACAGGCAUCACCCGCCACAGUCAGCAGAUGUGGUAUGAUCUACAUGGACCCCCUACAGCUUGGCUGGGAGCCAUUUGUCCAAUCGUGGAUGGAGAAUGAUCUUCCUGAUAACCUCAACGCAGAUCAACGUGGCAUCAUCAAGAUGCUUUUCGAUUGGCUGCUGCCUCCUUGUCUGAUGUUUGUUUCUAAGUACUGUAAGCCUCUCCUAUCCUGUCACCCUCUCCACCACACCACAUGUCUGCUCCGACUCUACGGGUGUCUCAUGCUGGAUGUCAAGGCCAUCGGGGCAGAGGAGGAGGAGGAAGAUGAAAUCAUUGAGGAUGAUGAUGAGGAAGAGGAGGCUAAGGAGAAACCUAUUUCAAUGAACGACCAGAAGAUCAUUGAAGAGCGCACAAACAUGUUGAUCAGUUAUUUCUUCUUCUCCGUUGUUUGGUCUAUAGGAGGAGCUCUGGAUGGCAACUCACGGAUCAAAUUUGACGAGUUUUUCCGAAAUCUAUGUGAUGCAGAAGCUGGAGGGACAGUUAGCAAAUACCCUAAGCUGGGCAGUAUAACGCGGCCUAAGGAUCUGAAGUUCUCCAGGGGACUGAUGAUCCCCAAGAAGGGUCUAGUGUACGACCACGUGUACAUUCGCAAACAGUUCGGCUCCUGGUACACGUGGGGUAGCCUCAUCCAACCGUUCAAGAUUGGCGACAAAGCUAAGAAUCUUCAGGAAAAACCCAAGAGUGUAUUAGCCACUCAGGAGAUGAGAGAUCGUGAACUCCGCAUCAUGAUUAACGAGCUGAUUAUAAAUACCGUGGAGACAGAAAGACAGCGAUACUUCCUUGACCGCCUGAUAAUGCAGGACAUCCCAACAUUAUUUGUGGGCCCCACAGGGACUGGCAAGUCGGCCAUCACUAACAGCUUCCUGCUUCAGCUACCAAAGGACAAGUAUAUCAUCACCAACAUCAACUUUUCUGCCCAGACCUCGGCUAGUCAGACACAGGACAUCAUCUUCUCCAAGCUUGACAGGAGGAAGAAGGGUAUAUAUGGCCCCACACUGGGCAAAAAGCUGUGUGUGUUUGUUGAUGACCUGAAUAUGCCCGCCAAGGAGAAGUAUGGAGCCCAGCCCCCCAUAGAGAUUCUCAGACAGUGGAUGGACCACAAGUACUGGUUUGACAGGAAGGACACCACUAUCCUGGAGCUGGUUGAUAUAGUCAUGGUGUCUGCCAUGGGCCCUCCUGGUGGAGGACGGAACAACGUCACGCCCCGAUUUACGCGACACUUCAACAUCAUUGGGAUAGAGUCGUUUGAUGAGGAGACCAUGAAGAAUAUCUUCUCCCCGAUUCUUGACUGGCAUUUCAACUUCUUUGAAACAACUCUUCGUAGGUUCUCAAGGCUGAUCCUGGUGAGCACUAUGGAGAUAUACAACAGUGCCAUAGUGAAAUUCCUACCCAGUCCUUCAAGAUCACACUAUGUGUUCAACCUCCGGGACUUUGCCAGGGUUGUACAGGGUAUCCUCCUGUUGAAGCCAGAUGUGAUGCCGCCUGAGGGAAAUGAGGCUUCACUAAAAAUCAUGAGAUUGUGGGUACAUGAAGUUUACCGUGUCUUCUAUGACCGUUUGGUUGAUGAAACUGACCGCGAGGUCUACUUCGGUCUUGUCAAGCACUGUAUAGAAACACAGUUCAAGGAGAAGAUGAACAACCUAUUCAAGCACCUUCUACCAAAGGAGGCUGAGCGGGUGACGGUCAUUGAUGACGACAUCCGCAGUCUCCUGUUUGGGGAUUACCUCUCAAAGGGCAAGGAGGAGAAACUCUAUGAUGAAAUAUCCAGCAUGGAUGAGCUUAGAGAGACUAUAGAGAACUACCUGGAUGAGUACAAUAUGAUGAGUAAGGCUCCAAUGAGCCUCGUCAUGUUCAGGUUCGCCAUAGAACAUAUAUCUCGCAUCAGUCGCGUCCUCAAACAGCCCAAUGGACACUGUUUACUUGUUGGUAUUGGAGGCAGUGGUCGUCAGAGUGCUGCCAAGUUAUCAGCCUUCAUGUCAGACUUUGAGCUGUUCCAGAUUGAGAUCACAAAGAACUACACAACGUCUGAGUGGCGUGAGGACCUUAGACGCAUGAUGAGGCGUGCUGGUGACGAGGGCGUGUCCAUGGUGUUCCUGUUUGGCGACCACCAGAUCAAGGAUGAGUCCUUCCUUGAGGAUGUGAACAUGAUCCUUAAUACUGGGGACAUCCCCAACUUGUACGAGAACGAGGACAGGCUGGCCAUCAUUGAAAGGAUGCAGACCCUGUGUCAGCAGCAGAACCUGGUGAUGGAGAUGACUCCACUAAACAUGUACAACAUGUUUAUAGAACGUAUCCGACGUAACCUCCACGUGGUCCUGGCGUUCAGUCCCAUCGGGGAUGCCUUCCGCAACCGUAUUCGCAUGUUCCCAUCUCUCAUUAACUGUUGUACGAUAGAUUGGUUCAAGGCCUGGCCUGAGGAUGCUUUAGAAUUGGUGGCUAACAAGUUCUUGGAUGAUGUAGAAAUGUCACAGUCGGUGCGUGAGGAGACGGUCGUGAUGUGUAAACACUUCCACGAGAGUGUACGAGCUCUUUCAGAAAAGUACUAUGAUAUUCUAAGGAGAAGAAACUAUGUGACCCCAACAUCGUACCUAGAACUUAUAAAGACAUUUAAAAAUCUACUGAACAAGAAACGACUGGAAAUACUCACUCUGAAAAACAGAUACCAAGUUGGUUUGGAAAAACUCAACUUCUCUGAACAGCAGGUGAACAUCAUGCAGCAAGAGCUUGUGGAGCUGAAACCGAAGCUGGAAGAGACGAGUCGCGACACGGAGGACCUCAUCAAGUACAUUGAGAAGGAACGGAUAGAGGUGGAGUCUGUCAAGGCCGUGGUAGAGAAGGACGAAGCAGCUGCCAACGCUGCAGCCGGUGACGCACGAUCCAUAAAAAUCGAGUGUGAGGAGAAGCUAGCCAUAGCAAUGCCUGCCCUAAAUGCUGCUGUGUCGGCCCUUGACACCCUUAACCAGAAUGACAUCACCCUCGUCAAGACCAUGAACAACCCUCCCCUUGGUGUGAAACUUGUAAUGGAGUCUGUCUGUAUCAUGAAGGGUAUCAAACCAGACCGAAAGGUGGACAGUAAUGGAAAGCCAUUUGAAGAUUACUGGCCAGCAGCUAAGAAGAUGCUGGGAGAUUUGAAGUUCCUGGAGUCACUCAAGGAGUAUGAUAAAGAGAACAUCCCUCCUGCAACCAUUAAGAAAGUUCGGGAAAAGUACAUUGUCAACCCAGAUUUUGACCCCACCAUUAUCAAGAAAGUGUCGUCUGCUUGUGAGGGUCUGUGUAGAUGGGUGCGGGCCAUGGAUGUGUUUGAUAGUGUGUGGAAGGUUGUCCACCCAAAGCGAAAAAACCUAGCGGAAGCUGAAGCCAUUCUGGCCACGCAACUCGCAAAACUUCACGAAAAACAGGCUCAACUGAAAGAGGUGACGGAUAAACUGAACAUGCUGUUGGAUAAUCUCAAGGUCAAACAGGAGGAAAUGAAGAACCUAGAGGAUAACAUAGAACUGACCAAAGUAAAGAUAGAGAGAGCGGAGAAACUGAUCAGCGGACUGGGCGGAGAGAAAGAAAGAUGGACACAGAAUAUUGAGGACUUGACGGAGACAUAUGACAACAUUGUCGGUGAUGUACUGCUGUCAGCCAGUGUGGUGGCUUACCUUGGACCCUUCAUCCUCGACUACCGACAGGAAUGCGUGAAGGAGUGGUAUAGGAUGUGCAAGGAGAAAGGUAUUCCCCUGUCCGAGGUAUUCUCCUUACAGGCGACCUUGGGCGAUCCUGUCAAGAUCCGUGACUGGCAGAUUGCCGGCCUCCCUGUAGAUAAUUACUCUGUGGAAAAUGCCAUCAUAGUGACCAGUGCCAAUCGCUGGCCACUCAUGAUCGACCCUCAAGGUCAAGCAAACAAGUGGAUCAAAAACAUGGAAAAGGCCAACAAGCUAGAGAUUAUAAAACUAUCAGACCCUAACUACAGCAGACAGCUAGAAAAUUGUGUACAGUUUGGAAACCCUUGUCUCCUGGAAAAUGUUGGAGAAGAGUUAGAUCCUAUCCUAGAUCCCAUCCUUCUGAAACAGACAUUCAAGCAAAACAACAUGGAGUACAUUCGUGUAGGCGACCAUAUUAUAGAGUACAGUCGUGACUUCAAAUUCUACAUCACAACCCGCCUCCGUAACCCCCACUAUCUCCCAGAGGUCAGUGUCAAGGUGACUCUUCUCAACUUCAUGAUCACCCUUCUUGGCCUUGACGACCAGUUACUAGGGAUUGUUGCAGCCAAGGAGAAGCCAGAACUGGAGGAGAAAAAGAACCAGCUCAUCAUUGAGAGUGCUCAUAACAGACGCCAACUCAAAGAGAUUGAGGACAAAAUCCUGGAAGUCUUAUCAUCAUCACAGGGUAACAUCUUGGAGGAUGAGACAGCCAUUGAGAUCCUGUCCUCCAGUAAAGUCUUGUCCUCGGAAAUCUCCGAGAAACAGGUGGCCGCCACCAAGACAGAGGCUGAAAUUGACGAGGUCCGCAACGGAUACAAACCGGUGGCCAAACAUGGGAGCAUCUUAUUCUUUGUUAUCUCUGACCUUGCCAACAUUGACCCCAUGUACCAGUAUUCCCUCUCAUGGUUCAUCAAUCUUUAUCUACAGUCAAUCAUUAACAGUGAUCCAUCUUCUGACCUUGAUCAACGAAUCUUUCACCUGAAUGACCACUUCACCUACAGCAUCUACAGAAACGUGUGUCGCUCCCUGUUUGAGAAGGACAAGCUGCUGUUUUCCUUCCUGUUGUGUAUUGGCAUCGCAAAGCAGCAGGGAGAAGUUGACGACCAGGAGUGGAGAUUUCUACUGACAGGAGGGGUUGCCCUGGAGAACUUGUUCCCUAACCCCGCGUCAAGCUGGCUGCCAGAGAAGUUGUGGGGAGAAAUUGUUCGCUGUUCAGAUGUCCCUGCCUUUAAGGGCUUCAUGGAACAUUUCAAACAGAAGCUGCCUUUAUGGAAAGAACUAUAUGAUUCGCCGACUCCCGAAACGGAGCCCAUCCCUAAACCUUGGUCAGAAAACCUCAGCAGUCUACAGCAACUCAUCAUGCUAAGAUGUCUACGUCCUGACAAGAUGGUGCCAGCUGUCCAAAUAUUUAUUGUAGAAAAAAUGGGACAGCGUUAUAUUGAGCCCCCGACCUUUGACCUUUCUGUUUGUUACCAAGACUCUCAGUAUUUUUCACCGCUGAUUUUUGUUUUGUCACCUGGAGCGGAUCCGAUGGCUGGACUUUACAAGUUCGCGGAGGAAAAAGGUCUAAUUCCUCGAACUCUGCCACGCGAAGCCACCUUGGCAGGUGCCAAGGAGAAAGACGAUCCUAAACACAACCUUGCUUCCAUCCUGGGGGUGUCGAGUACCUCCUCCGAACAGAGAGGUUCUGGUGGGAAGGGACUGAAGACUAUAUCCUUGGGCCAAGGUCAAGGUCCUAUUGCUGAGAGGAUGAUUCUUGAGGCAAUAGAGGGGGGUACUUGGGUGGUGCUACAGAAUUGUCACCUUGCAGCGUCUUGGUUAGGAGAGAUGGAGAGGAUCUGUGAAACUGUGAUAAAUGACCCAACAAAGACCAAGCCUACUUUCCGUCUGUGGCUGACCAGCUACCCCUCACCAGACUUCCCUGUGUCUGUCCUACAGAACGGGAUCAAGAUGACCAAUGAGCCGCCAAAAGGACUGAGGGCCAACCUGCUCAGGUCCUACCUCAACGAUCCAAUAUCUGAUCCCUCCUUCUUUAAAUCGUGCAAUAAACCUGAUGUGUUUGAGAAGCUACUGUUUGGCUUGUGCUUUUUCCAUGCCCUGGUUCAGGAGAGGAGGAAAUUCGGACCGCUUGGCUGGAACAUUCCAUAUGAGUUCAAUGAAUCUGACCUUCGAAUAUCAGUCAGACAGCUGGAGAUGUUUAUCAGUGACUACAAAGACCCUCCCCUGGAGGCAUUGUCCUACUUGACCGGUGAAUGUAACUACGGUGGCCGGGUAACCGACGACAACGAUCGACGCCUCAUUAUGAGUAUCCUGAAGAUAUUUUACUCUGGUGAGAUUAUAACAGACGACAACUACAAACUGUCAUCAUCGGGAAUCUACUUUGCUCCGCCAAAGGGGUCGUAUGAUAGCUAUGUGGCCUACAUCAAGAGCCUGCCUCUUACACCACAUCCCGAGGUAUAUGGUUUCCAUGAGAACGCUGAUAUAUCUAAAGACCAGCAGGAGACUCAACAGCUGUUUGACGGCAUCCUGCUGACGUUGCCGAGACAGAAUUGGCUGCCCUUAAACAUAUCUCAAUUCUUAUGCCAUCAUACCAGUGGAGGUGGAAAGUCCUCUCAAGAAAUCAUAGAGGAGCUGGCUAGUGAUAUUCUUACCAAGAUACCACCAGACUUCAACCUUGAGGAGGUCAAGACAAAGUACCCGGUGCGUUACGAAGAGUCGAUGAACACGGUGCUGCUUCAGGAACUGAUCAGGUUCAAUCGUUUAAUCCAAGUUGUGAGAAGCAGUCUCCAGGAUAUCCGCAAAGCCAUCAAGGGUCUCGUUAUCAUGUCCUCAGAACUUGAGGAUGUCUUUGACAGCAUGAUGGUUGGCAAGGUCCCAGCUAUGUGGGCAGCGAAAUCGUACCCGUCCCUGAAGCCCCUAGGGAGCUACGUUACCGACCUUCUGGCAAGGCUUACAUUCUUCAAGGACUGGAUAUAUGGAGGGCCGUCCAUUGUGUUUUGGAUUUCUGGGUUUUACUUCACCCAGUCAUUCCUCACAGGGGUGAUGCAGAACUACGCCCGCAAGUACAAGAUCCCCAUUGAUCACCUCGGCUUCGAGUUUGAGGUGACAAAAUCAGAAGCUAACAUGUCUAGUAAACCGUCUGAUGGGGCCUAUAUCAAGGGGCUUUUUAUGGAGGGAGCCCGUUGGUGUCGGACUGAAAAGGUCAUCGUGGAGUCCCUCCCAAAGAUCCUCUAUGAUCUCAUGCCAGUUAUACAACUGAAGCCAGGGAAUAAGGCUGAGUUUGACCUCAGAAAUACCUACGCCUGUCCCACUUACAAGACCAGUGCUCGGCGAGGGACCCUGUCCACCACCGGUCACUCCACCAACUUUGUCCUGACCAUUAUGUUGCCUAUAGACAUGGAGGAGAACCACUGGAUCAACAGAGGAGUAGCUCUGCUGUGUCAGCUAGAUGAUUAGGUAGUGUCGUAACAUUCAAGGUCACUUCAAGGUCAAAUUAGAUCAAACAUUCAAGGUCAUCUCAAAGUCAACUGCAGCCUCGCUAUUUUAAUUAAAGUGGUGGCUUUGAUAUGCGGGACAAUAAUAACAUCGUAACAUUCAAGGUCAUCUCAAGGUCAACCACAGGGUCGCUGUGUGGAUUAGGGAUUAUAGCCACUAGAUAACUACAUCCCACCUCACCUCAAGUUUAACUUGGGGAAGCACUGUGCCGUAUCAGCUGUACAAUUGGAUAGUGUUUUAACAUCCCAGGUCACCUCCUAACUAAAGGGUUGCUGUGUGGAUAUUCACAAAUUGUUAUCCAGGGUUUUUGGGCAACAAGUUGGUGUCACCUAGAUGUUGAAGAAUAUUAUUCAUGGUCACCUCAAAAUGGACAAGAGUGUUUCUGGUUUGUCACCUAGAGUACAACAUUUGUAGUCACUGCAGGAUCAACAUGUACAAAUUAGAGGAUGACUGAUCAGCGAAUGAAUACACUAACCGUAGACUGUUACACGAUCAACAUAGAGGAAUGCGAACUUUAGCUUCUCUUGUUCAUCAGUAAAUCAUCAGACAAUAUUAUUGUGUUGGAUUUGUAGAUAUGCUUGACUGUAAGCAUGGUGUCGAGCUAUCAGUGGAAAUACGGUGGAGUUAAUGGGUUCUGUACUCCAAUCAUUUGGCUAAUUAUGAUGGAAGGAGUUCAGAAUCAUCUUACUAUUUGUGAUAAUGUUUUAUUGGUAUCACAGUGCUACUAUGGUCACAUAGUGUAUUGCAGUGGGUUCACAUGACGUAGUGCUAUAUAUGGGCACUACAGUUGUCCGAUUGAAGGGUAAACGUGCAAAUCGUUUGUUUGAUCUAUAUUCUAUGUCACACAAUAACACCUUAUCCAGGGUACAUAGAAACUCAUCAGAUUUGUAAAUAAGAAAUUGUUAAACAUGUAUAUAUUUUUCAAGUGUCACCACAUGCAAUGACUUGAUCAAGUUAAAAUGUCUAUGGAUUUGUUCUUUAUCCACUUGAAUGAUUAGUCAUACUGACAUUAUAUGUAGUGCAUCAUUAUUUGUUCAUGAAAAAUAUGUGUAAAUUAUGGAAUAAUAAUCUUUGAUAUGACAUUUCCUUUUACAUAAGGCUUUAGCAUUGCAUUACAUUUUAUUGUUUUCAUAUUAAAUUGCAUUGGUGCAAGUUAAGGAUAUCGAGUAGGUACAAUGUAUGUAUGCUAUUUUCAUUAUUUGAGGUAUAUCAUUAUUAGAAAGGUCCCUCUUAUAUUACAAGCUGGGCCAGGGGAACUUCAGAUCAAGUUGUCUGGAAAAUUUGAUUCUGGAUAAAUAAGAUUUGUAACCAGUUAAAAAAAGAACUAUUUGUAUAAAAGCAGAAAAGACAAUUUCUACAUAAGGGAAUUCUAUAUUCUUUGAAAAUUGUUUGUCCUUAAUGAAAUAGAGGUAGCAUUACUUAAUAUUAGAAUAGAUAUACUGGGGAGGUAGAUAGUUCAGCUGAUCAUAGUCCAGAUUGAUGAUCUACAACUUGUAUCUCGUACCAAAUCCUGUGAUAGUAACAUCGUUACUUAUGUAUAUACGCUGUAACAGGCAGGUUUCUUUUAUUUUCAUGUUUUUUAUUUUCAUGUUUUACAUAAAUAUUUAUUUUGUCUCAGUUUUUUAAUGAAAACUAUAUUAAAUUGUUAAAAGAACAAUAUUCUGUCUACAUAUUGAUGUAUAAAGUACUUUUAGUAUUAUAUACCGCCUACACAAGUCUUUCACGUGUGCUUUGUUGUAGUAUGUUAAUAUUUAUACAAACAUGUUAUACACUGGGGAAAACUGCAGUUGUUCCUGAAGUGUGUUGUAACAAGUUUAAGUACAAAAUAAUGUGAAUGAUGUGUUUAAUAAACAAAACUACACUCCAUGAUGUGAAACUAUUAAUUGCAUCAAUUCACUUUGGUGCCAUGAAUUUGAAAUCUGACCAAACUUCAUGGUGGGUGGAAAUGAAGCUGAUAAAUAUUCCUUGAAUAUGUACAAACAAUCCACAUAUUGUUUUAAUACAACUUAUGGUUUGUAUAGUCCUGAGUAUUUUUUAUCACUAUGCAUGUUUAAGAUUGAAUUUGUUUUAUCUCUUUCGAAAAGCAGUUUAUAGAUAACGGAUUAAAAUCUAAGUAUAGAAUAGUAAUAUUCUCGUGUUACCUUUGAUCAAAUUGAUGUUUUUUCUCGUUAGCAGUUAAAAGAUAUAUAUUCAAUAUUUGUUUAUUUCCUUUGUGAAUUAUGUAUUUUGCUUUUAAAACUAUUAUACCAACGUAAUGCUAAAAUCUUUUUUGUAAAGAAUUCAUUAUAUGGAAAGAAGUAUUUAUUAAAUAAAUAAUUGACUAAUGCUGUCUGUAUUUAUAUAGAUUAACCGAAAUGAUAGUGAACCAUGCUUUAGAUAAUCACAUAUAACUAAAGGUAGAGACCCACCAUUUUACUUCCGUUUAUAGGUUCUAAAAAAUGUUAUUUUCCUGUCAAAAGAAGAUGCGGAACUAGUUGGAACUCUUCUAUGUAGGAAAUAAGACACGGCGCUGGGACUCUCUACCUUAAUGCAAUACAAUGGUAAUGAAAUAGAUAUAGAGAAAAUUGGAAGCCGUGUAUGUUAACAUGACCGUUCUGUUUCUAAUUAUAUAAAAAGGAGGUCAAAUGAUCGUUCUAGGGAAUACUACCUCUUUUUUGUUGUUGACAUUAAAUCAAAAUUUAAACAUAUACAAACAUAUCACUUAAGAAUUAGGAUUAUGUAUCAGUUUUUUGCAGUGUAGAAGUUUGUGGUACAUUUUUCCAGCUGAUGAAAAUCGGUAUACAGAUGUACUACUUUUAUUCACAUCAGAAACAAAAAAGGCUCAGAGUUGUAUAUAAACGCUAGGUUUAACAACUUUUUUUUACAAAGAUUUCAUAAAAGUUAUGUGAUUUUGUGGUUAAUAAAAGUAUUCAAAAAAAUUUCUAAAGUGAAACUUUAUUGACUUUGAAACAUGAAAUUUAAACUUGAGCUUCGUGGUGAAUUGUGAAUAUAUGGGUCCAUACAUAUUUUUCAUUUCUUGAUUUAGUAAAAUCGAGAUUAUUGCACUGUGAUAAAAUGUGAUAAUUAUAUUAUUGGUACAUGUUAUUUAAGGGGUUAAAUUAUGUUAUACAUUAUUCAUUGAACAUUGAAAUCCAUUGAUAUUUUCUCCAUAUUAAAUGUCCAAAUUUUCUUCUAAGCAAUAGUGACCCACUUAAAGUGUUGCACAACGUUAACGUUUUAUUAUAUUUUAUUUUAUUUCGAUGUGAAAUGUCCUGUUUAGUUAGUAUCGGUUAAUUAUACAGUAUUGUUAUCCGUCCUAUGUUAAAAUGCACCUACUCACCAAUUAUUUAUUUAGAUACUUGUCAGUUAUAGUUCAGCAUAGACGAUAUUUAUUAUUUCAUACAGUACAUGUAUAAACCAGUAGCUUUCAUUAAUUUAUUUACAACUUUUUUGCAUUGUGAUCUUUAUGUUUUAUUUUAGAUAUAUCACGUUUUCGUCUGUUUGUGAUAUUAAGUAUAUGUUUAGUUUUGUUUUGUCUUGUUUCUGCAGUCAUCAUCAUUAUUAUCAUUUCUGUCUUCAAUUGUCUAUUGCCAUUCUGAUCUCUCACCUAUCAUAUGUUGUUUUUAUAAUGAUGAAAACAACUUGUAGAUUGACGUUUUAUUGAAUGUGUCGUCACACCCUUGAUGCUUGCUGUGUCCCCGAAACAUGUAUUCGAAAAAAUACAUCCCGAAGUAUGCACAUCAGCUUCACACCUUUCUUCCUGAAAUCAAAAUUGCAUCUGUGACAGAGAAUGAAUGAUACAUUAAACUUAUCAGAGGAAAAAGGAUGAGUCCUGCAAUUCAUGUAUAUCAUUGUUCAUUAUAGUUUCAUUGUAGUUUACUCUAAAAGUUUCACUAGUACAGCAGAAAGGAUUUUUUGUUUUCAAUUUCUUAAGUAUGUAGCUUAGGUCGUUGAUGAAUUCGGCAAUGGCACAUGGAAAGAAAACAAGAUUUUAAAUUGUAUUUUGUCGGUAUGAUUUCUUAUGUCGUAUUAAAAUUGCUGCUUGUGAUAUUAGAUUAUGACUUUUAUUACUUGGGAUGUUAAAUGAUAUCAUUAAUUGAUUGGGAAGUUUUUUUUUUACCUUUGACACAAUUAAUUCAUUAGCACCUAAAACAUGUACAGUGUUAUUUCUUAAGUAUUUGUAGGUCACUAUUUGUAUAUAGGUCACUGUGACCUAUUUUUAUUGUAUAAAUAUACAUGACACAUUUUGUCUGUGAUAUGGUUGUUCAUGAUCAAGUGUCCGUCUCGAUGAUGCAGACGCAGGUAUUAAUUACAACAUUGUGUAGUGUUGUAUCUCAAAGUCGUUACGGUAAAUGCUUGAUUUUUUUUUAUCCAAAUAUGUCCCACAAAGGCGUAAUUAAAGAUUAAACAUUUGUCAGUAUCACUGCUUAAAUCUAAAAAAAUUGUGAAAUGGCUCACUGAAUGUAAAAUCAUUGUCGGUAUCAUUGCUUAAAUGUAGUAUAAUGACAUGAAAGUAAUUAAAUAAAAAGGAACAUUUCGGUAAAAAAUUAUAUUCUAAAUACUGUAGUAUGAUAAAAAAAAAUGUUUGGCAUUUACCGGACCUAAGACUUUCCAUGAUAUAAUUGGUAUUAGUAUAUUAAAUGAAGGUUACACAUUAUACGGUGAAAAAUAAAUUAUUUUCAUACAUUUUUAGCAAGUUUUUG
Mizuhopecten yessoensis (Yesso scallop) is the source of this 17762-nucleotide messenger RNA. RefSeq names its product dynein heavy chain 3, axonemal-like. Gene Ontology annotation, cellular component: dynein complex. Gene Ontology annotation, biological process: microtubule-based movement. The record is from RefSeq and is a predicted model, not a curated record. Gene Ontology annotation, molecular function: minus-end-directed microtubule motor activity; ATP binding; dynein intermediate chain binding. The transcript is spliced from 88 exons. The coding region runs from base 163 to 13041 and encodes 4292 amino acids. NCBI's taxonomy places the organism in Eukaryota, Metazoa, Mollusca, Bivalvia, Pectinida, Pectinidae.